GCUGCGUCUGGUGUUGCAGUGGUGACUGUGUGUGAGGAGAGGACUGGGUCUGCGGCUGUGACUAGACUGUGCUGUGUUGUCGCCGGUUCGGCUCUGCUUAUCCCUGAUAAAACAAGCGGGAAUGGAGGAAGACGGGGCUGUGCCAGAAGAUCUCUCGUCUGAGGAGAGAGAAGAAUUGUUAAAUAUAAGACGGAGGAAAAAGGAGCUUAUCGAUGACAUAGAGAGGCUGAAGUUUGAAAUUGCAGAGGUGAUGACUGAAAUCGACAACCUAACGUCUGUAGAAGAAAGCAAAACCACACAGAGGAAUAAACAGAUAGCUAUGGGGAGGAAAAAAUUCAAUAUGGACCCCAAAAAGGGCAUCCAGUUCCUCCUCGAGAACGACUUGUUGCAGAACACGGCGGAGGACAUAGCGCAGUUUCUAUACAAAGGCGAAGGUCUGAACAAAACGGUCAUUGGUGAUUACCUGGGAGAAAGGGAUGAUUUUAAUAUCCAGGUACUUCAAGCAUUUGUUGAACUCCAUGAGUUUGCGGAUUUGAAUCUUGUCCAGGCAUUAAGACAGUUUUUGUGGAGCUUCAGGCUACCAGGGGAAGCCCAGAAGAUAGACAGAAUGAUGGAAGCAUUUGCAUCACGAUACUGUCUGUGUAACCCUGGAGUGUUUCAGUCUACAGAUACCUGCUACGUCCUGUCCUUUGCUAUCAUUAUGCUGAAUACAAGUUUGCAUAACCCCAAUGUGAGGGAUAAGCCACCAGUGGAGCGCUUUAUAUCUAUGAAUCGUGGCAUCAAUGAAGGUGGCGAUCUCCCAGAGGAAUUAUUAAGGAAUUUGUAUGAGAGCAUUAAGAACGAGCCCUUCAAGAUCCCAGAGGACGACGGGAACGACCUGACACACACGUUUUUCAACCCUGACAGAGAAGGAUGGCUCUUAAAGUUAGGAGGAAGAGUGAAGACGUGGAAACGUCGGUGGUUCAUCUUGACCGAUAACUGCCUUUACUACUUUGAAUACACCACGGAUAAAGAGCCUAGAGGGAUAAUUCCUUUGGAAAAUCUAAGCAUCAGAGAAGUUGAAGAUCCUCGUAAACCAAACUGCUUUGAGUUAUUCAAUCCAAGUCACAAAGGACAAGUUAUCAAAGCCUGUAAAACCGAAGCAGACGGGAGAGUGGUGGAAGGAAACCAUGUGGUGUACAGAAUAUCUGCGCCCACACCCGAGGAGAAAGAGGAAUGGAUAAAGUCCAUAAAAGCAAGUAUUAGCAAAGAUCCCUUCUAUGACAUGCUAGCAACACGGAAGAGGAGAAUCGCUAAUAAGAAAUAACCUGUGUGAUUGUGAUGCAAGUAUCACUCCUGGUACGAGUCAUAGGACCAACCUUAACCUGGACUGCAAAUGCCUCAGCAGGCGGCACCACAAGCGCUCCCCCUCCCAGUGCGAAUGUCUGCCAUAGCGCUAUCCACCUCACUCUCCAGAUUCCCAGUUUGUUUGGUUUUUUUAUUAUUAUUAUUUUUUAUGUUCUCGAUUUGAAGUCUGGCCAUUGUGAACUUAAAGACGCCCUCGAAUUCCUCAUCGCGAUGUAAAUAUCCCCUGUCCUCCGGCAAACAACACGAACGCCAUACCCGUCUCUGGUUUCAUUUUUUCUCCUAAAAUGGCAGCUAUGUGAAUGGUACGAAAGCAUAGCGUCAUUUCCGCCACAGCGGGCCUAUAGCUAUCCUGUAAGCUGCUUUUGUCAGUAUAUCCUCUGCUGGACCCUGACGUGAAGGACAAGCCUGCUGCUGCUGCCGCCAGCUGUGGAAAUCUGGUUUAUUUCACAUUCCCCAAAUAGCCACUGAAUAAUGAAUCUAUAAGCUAGCCUGCCCACUGUACAGUUUUUCUAUUUUAUACGAAACGUAUAUACAUGUAUAUAUAUCAGGUAGCGGUGGCUUAUAUUGACGCUACAUAUAACAGCAGGGGGGGUAUUACACAAUUGUGCCUGCUUGUCGGCAAGACAAUUCUGUGUAGAGUGCCUCCAGCUGGUUCCCAAGAGGACGAGUGCAUCCAUCCCUGCAUGAAGUAAGAAUGCGGUGUCUAUGUCACCGCAGCGACUGGUAGGAUUUAUGCCUUAAACAGUCCAAAUCAGCGAUCGCCAGGUCUCCCAAAGGCCUCCUGUUCUUGCCGAUUCAGCCAUUGGGUAUGACGCCCGCUGUGUCACCUGGGUGGAGACGGGAUGAUCCACUUUAAGGUGGCGUCGCAAGGACCUCAAUCACUCUAUAUAUAAUGUACAGGUAUUUGUAGCUGACUUUAUGCAAUGCUCCAUCAAUGCGUGGUUAGAACCAGUGUUCGGUACCGUCGCCUCAUACCGUCACGUUGUCAGUGUUGUCUGUAAUAAUCGUUUAUUUUCUCAGCAUUAUUUUCUGAAAAAAAGCAAGAAAUUGUGUUUUCCAGCAAAACCACAAGUGAAGACCGGCCCACGAGGAGCAGAAUAGAAUGCCUAUGUUAGUUCCUCAGGUGGCCAUGGAUGGGCAUACCAGUUCUGUUACAUUCAUACCUAUUGUAGCGCUUUUGCUUCUGUUUUUUUUUUUGUUUUUUUUGGCUUUGAGUGGAAUAGGAACAGUGUAAUGAGAUAGGUGGUCAGGUGUGGACAAUACCUUUCAUUUGGGGGUCCUAAAGACAAGCAAGCUCUUUGCAGCAGAACAUGGUUGUUGCAUGCGCGGCACCAUCCCACGUAUGUAGGCCUGCGUGUCUACCAACCUGUGAUGGAUUCGGACAGUUUCAGAUGAGUAUGUUCACUCACGUGGGAGCACGAAUUCCCGUAGUGUACUCUGCUCCUUUGAUCGGACUGCAUGGCGUUAUAAUGACUUAUAAGGCUGUGUGUCUCUACCCGACCUUAGCUGUAAUGAUUUGUACUGAUGUAAGGUUGGGCAGCCAAAGGAGCAGAGUUCACUAUGGGAAUUCACGCUUGCACACCGCAGUGAACGGGCUCGUCUGAAAAUGAUCUUGGAUAAAGAGUUUUUCUUAUCAAGACAAUGGCAGGCGUGCAGUCAGCUGAUCGCCUGGUGUCUAGCCGGUGAUCACCCAGUGAUCGCUGAGGAAGCUGCAGUGGCCACUACAGGGGAAAUGUAGUAUUACAUGAUGCUAGCCAUUCAGAGCAGGAGCUAGUUUGUACUGCCUUACUCCUAAUUCCAUUGGCAUCUCUUCUGUUUGAGCGGCAUUAUCCAAAAAUCACGUUACAACUAGCGGUUGUUAACAAUCCCUCUUAGGAGAUGGUGCUUGAUGUAAGCUAAUGGCCUUACAGACGUUACCUACAAGCUGUUUACAGGCAUGAGAAAUCGACGGUGCUUCACAUGGUGACUUGUGUGUGUGUAUAGUGUAUAUAUGUAAAGGGUUAAAUAUUCCAAUACUAUAAGGUAUCUGAACCUGGACCCCCAUUUCAUCAGCUAGUGAGACCAGAUUCUCUGUAUGUGUAAUGUAACGUUGACACACGGAUUGGGCAGCUGUAGAAGUCCCCCAGGACUUUACAGGGACCGCCUCACUGCGUGGUGUACCAUUGGAAGCUCACCGGCGGGACGAAGUCCAGAUACUUAAUCUACUAUUCGUCUUACAUUGAACUUAUUGGGCUCUGCAGAACAUGAGCAGUGCUUACAGAUAUUACAGAUAUUUAGUAUGGACCAUUAAUGGAAAAAGAGGAACAUGUCACAUCACAUCAUCCCGGUCAUCUGUGGCAGACAGUGCUAGAAAUCCCACCUCCCGCAUUCACGUUUGCAAAGGGCCGUCAUAAUGUCUACUCAGAUGGUUUAC
Bufo bufo (common toad) is the source of this 3760-nucleotide messenger RNA. RefSeq names its product cytohesin 3 (gene CYTH3). Lineage: Eukaryota; Metazoa; Chordata; Amphibia; Anura; Bufonidae. Gene Ontology annotation, molecular function: guanyl-nucleotide exchange factor activity. Gene Ontology annotation, biological process: regulation of ARF protein signal transduction. Bases 122 to 1306 code for a protein of 394 amino acids. The record is from RefSeq and is a predicted model, not a curated record. The transcript has 13 exons.